AUAAUGGUCUAGUCAGUAAUGGUUGCCCCUUCAUCGGAGAUAUAGAUUUCUGUAAAUGCAGAGAUGAGUGAACUGAAGGAUUGCCCCCCAUUAAAGUACUAUGACUUCAAACCUGUGGACCAUGUGAAAGUGUGUCCACGCUACACUGCAGUGCUCAGCCGCUCAGAGGAUGAUGGCAUUGGCAUUGAAGAGCUCGACACGCUUCAGCUGGAGCUGGAAACACUCUUGUCCUCUGCGAGCCGACGUCUCCGAGCACUGGAGGAACAGAGACAGAUUCUUACAGAUUGGCAGGACAAGAAAGGGGACAAAAGGUUUUUGAAAUUAGAGAAAGAUCCGGAUCUUGCAGCCUCUUCUCGACAUUCCAAGCCCAAGAAACAGAAGCUUGAUGUAAAAGGAAGUCAUGGUCCGGGACCUGGACCUGGCAGACCAAAGUCUAAAAACAUUCAGACCAAAGUGCAGGACUUUGAAUUUGAAGUGGACCCCCAAGAUAUACCCCGUAAUCCCAAAAAUGAUGCUCCCAACAGGUUCUGGGCCUCGGUGGAGCCUUACUGUGCUGACAUCACAAAUGAAGAGAUCCGCGUUCUAGAAGAGCUGCUCAAAGCCCCUGAUGAUGAAGCCGAGUACUACAAGAUCCCAACUCUUGGAAAACAUUAUUCUCAACGCUGGGCUCAAGAAGACCUGUUAGAAGAGCAAAGAGAAGGGGCACGAGCCAACGAUAAGAAGAAAAGCAUGAUGGGUCCACUUUCUGAACUUGAUGCUAAAGAUGUAGAUGCCCUCCUGAAGAAAUCUGAGUCUCAGCAUGAGUCUCCAGAGGACGGAUGCCCCUUCGGUCCGCUCACUCAGCGACUUCUACAAGCUCUUGUUGAGGAGAACAUCAUAUCUCCUAUGGAGGAUUCCCCCAUUCCAGACAUUCCAGGGAAGGAUGAUGGAGCUGGUACGUCACCUCGUAGCCAGGGGAAAGCCUUCAGUGUACCUCACACACGCUCUCUGGAGGCUCGUAUAAGAGAAGAGCUGGUGUCUCAGGGGCUGCUGGACUCUGAUGAGAGGCAAGGGGUCGGAGGAGAGUCUGAAGAUGAGGUGCUGGCCGAACUGCAGAAAAGACAAGCUGAACUUAAAGCACUGACCGCACACAACCGCUCACGCAAACUGGAGCUGCUCAAGUUGGCCCGGGAAGAGAUGCGCAAGCAGGAGCUUCGUCAGCGGGUGCGAGUGGCGGAUAAUGAGGUUAUGGAGGCCUUCCGUCGCAUCAUGGCAGCCAGACAAAAGAAACGCACUCCAACAAAAAAAGAGAAAGAUCAGGCGUGGAAAGCUCUGAAGGAGAGAGAAAGUAUCCUCAAACUUUUGGACGGAUGAAUACGAGUGGCAGCUAUAAUAUGAUUCAUUAUGCAUUUUCUCUCCUGUGUUUGUUGGACACAUCAUACAUAAAACUUCAGACAACUUGAAGAACAUGUAAAUGAACAGUUAAUAUAUUGUUCUUAUGUUUUGACUACUCACUAUCUAAUAUAAUACCUGACAUGACUAGCUGAAUAAAGGUGUUUGACACUACAAGUUUCAAGUGACACUUGACAUUACUGAUGCCAGAAGUAUGGCAACUUGAGUUUACUUGUUUUUCUUUUCCUUUAUUUCAUUAUGUUUUUGCCUUUCUGUACAGUUCCCACAUGCAGCUGAUUUCAUACAAUACAAUUUGUUCACCUUCAUACUGUUUUAAACUGGCACAAUUUACUUUUUGUUUGUGGAACAAAAAAUAAAUGAGGAAAAAUGGUAACCAGAAUAAGAAUGUCAUAAACACUGAGGUAUUUUAGAAUAAAAUAGUAUAUAUGUUGUGUUACACAGAAGAGGGAAAUACAUAUUGUAGGUUUGGAAUGACGUGAGGAUGAUGAAAUCGUGACAGGAUUAUUUUUGGGUGACAACAUGAGUGGCAACACCACAACAUAUUUUUGACAUUUUUGUUACAACCUGGCAUAGACCAAGAAGAUAACGUGUUAUUUCGAGUUUUUUAUAUGUUUAAGAAAGAAAUAAUGCUUUUUAUAAAUGUAAGAGUUUGUAAAGUAAUGCAUAUUUACCCGUUUAUUCCAGGCUUUGUUAAAUUCAGUCAUAUCAUUUUGACAUUUUGUAAACUUUUCAACCAUUUUAUUGCUGUUGCAUGUUUGUGUUUUUGAAAAUAAAACGAAGCUUUGAUAAAUU
Molecule: messenger RNA, 2184 nt
Organism: Danio rerio (zebrafish)
Lineage: Eukaryota; Metazoa; Chordata; Actinopteri; Cypriniformes; Danionidae
Gene: tada3l
Product: transcriptional adaptor 3 (NGG1 homolog, yeast)-like
Biological process (GO): positive regulation of DNA-templated transcription
Cellular component (GO): nucleus
Source: RefSeq, marked provisional